CCCCAUCUUUGCUGUUAUCGCAUUGUACGCCUACCGCUGCAUAUAUUUGACGUGAGAAUCUUGUAAUGCUUCAAUUGGUGUAGCUGACAAGACCGAACAUGACAUGUUGGCUGUGAAGCGGGUGGAGAAGAGUCCGAAGGGGUGCUGGACCUGUAAACGUCGGAAAAUUGGUUGUGAUAGAUCCCUUCCGGCAUGCUCUAAUUGCAUCCGAACCCAGAGAGCCUGCGAAGGUUAUGGCAUCAAACUGAGUUGGCCAGACGAAAACAGUGAUGGACGACGAGCAAACCCUAUCAAAGAUAGCUGUUCUUCCGAACACUUCUUUUCAUCCUUCCCUGCCGGUCAAAUUUAUUUCUUGAAUACAGCGGACGAGGACUUGACUCAAACAGUGAAGAAGCCUCCACCCAUCGCUAUUACUAGAUGGCAGUCUUCAGAUCCCAGCAGAAUUUCCUUUCAUCCGCCCACCAGCCUUCCGUUUGGUUACGAGAAUGUAACCAACAACCAAGAGUCCUUAGUACUUGCAUAUUUUACUGAUGUUCUCUCUCGAAUGGUCACCACCAUUGACGAUGCCAGGAACGGAUUCAGGACUAUUUUGCUUCCUAUGGCACUUUCGGAAACCAACCACGCAACAUCAGGACUACGGCAAGCGAUGUUUGCGAUAUCCGCGUACCAUCUAUGGGGUCAUGAUACUGCUGUCAAAUACAAGCUGUCAGCUAUAAGGCAUCUCUCGAAAUCUUUCCAAGAUGGCGAGGAUGCAAUUUUGCCGCAAUUUGCUACUAGCAUGAUGCUGUGUAUUGGCGAUGUAUUCGACUCAGUGGAUGGUAGUUGGACGAAGCAUCUCAAUGCAGCAAAAGCUAUUUGCGAACGGAUUCCCAGGCACGGAAAUCACGGCGAUGAUGUGUUCUUCCUCCAGACUUUACUUGAAUAUCAUGACGUGCUGAAAGGAUUCAGUACUGGACGCUAUCCGGACUUUGCUGUUCAGUCUACUGUUGCUGGUGGAACUUUGGCCAUGCCCAGAAUUGGGAAAGAAAGCACGACCAUAAUCGGUGCUCUUGGGUGUUCCCGAGAGCUCAUGAAUAUUAUAGCAUUGAUCACCCACCUUCACAGCCUUGUGCCACUCAAGCCGGAGUUGAUGACCUUGGCAACACUAAUUCAGGCUCGACUUGAAACCCUCACUCAAAGCCCGCUCUUCGUCCCUGAUACCAACGCCGGUAUCCAGGACACCACUCGCGUUAUGAGCACCGCUGAGCUCUACCGGCUCGCAUCUUUAAUUUAUCUUCAUACAACUGUUUUGCCGCUACCACGCUCGUCACCUCAACUCCAAUCUCUGGUUUCACAAUCUCUCGCUCUCUUAGAGACAUUUGCAGUGUGUACUUCUCCAUGGCCACUGUUUGUCACUGCUAUCGAAGUCAAUAAUGAUGUGGAUCGGGUACGCGUCUUAUGUGUGCUGGAAACUAUGCGAAGAAUAAGAAGAAUUGGCAAUGUUGAUGUAUUACAGAAAGUUGUGGAGGUAGUCUGGAAGCAAGUGGAUUUGAAGGCCGAUGAUAUUGGAAAUGGCAAUGAAGCAAGGUUGGAUUGGAGGGAGUUUUUCGACAUGCGAGACCGCUUGCCCAGCUUCAUUUGAACCAAAUACUCCCUGAAAUAACGAACCCGCGAGAGAUACACAUCGGCACAUGUAGGA
Molecule: messenger RNA, 1678 nt
Organism: Mollisia scopiformis
Lineage: Eukaryota; Fungi; Ascomycota; Leotiomycetes; Helotiales; Mollisiaceae
Exons: 3
Coding region: 104-1621 (505 amino acids)
Biological process (GO): positive regulation of transcription by RNA polymerase II
Cellular component (GO): nucleus
Molecular function (GO): zinc ion binding; transcription cis-regulatory region binding; DNA-binding transcription factor activity, RNA polymerase II-specific
Source: RefSeq, a predicted model, not a curated record